Urocitellus parryii (Arctic ground squirrel) is the source of this 1884-nucleotide messenger RNA. It is a transcript of the gene Nmd3, whose product is annotated as NMD3 ribosome export adaptor. Lineage: Eukaryota; Metazoa; Chordata; Mammalia; Rodentia; Sciuridae. Gene Ontology annotation, cellular component: nucleus; cytoplasm. The record is from RefSeq and is a predicted model, not a curated record. Gene Ontology annotation, molecular function: ribosomal large subunit binding. Gene Ontology annotation, biological process: ribosomal large subunit export from nucleus.
CUCAGCUCGCGGGAUUUCGAGCCUUUCUCGCGAGAUUUUCGCCCUAGCCGGUCCGACUGUGGUGGCAACUGACAGUGCGGUGUACAGAACAAUGGAGUAUAUGACAGAAUCCACCGACCGCAGCCCUGGACACAUCUUGUGCUGUGAGUGUGGUGUCCCGAUUAGUCCAAAUCCUGCCAAUAUUUGUGUGGCCUGUUUGCGAAGUAAAGUAGACAUCAGUCAAGGUAUCCCGAAACAGGUCUCAAUUUCUUUCUGCAAACAAUGUCAAAGAUAUUUUCAGCCACCGGGAACUUGGGUACAGUGUGCUUUAGAAUCCAGGGAACUUCUUGCUUUGUGUUUGAAAAAAAUCAAAGCUCCUCUGAGUAAGGUACGCCUUGUAGAUGCAGGCUUUGUUUGGACCGAGCCCCAUUCUAAAAGACUUAAAGUUAAACUGACUAUUCAAAAAGAGGUGAUGAAUGGUGCUAUACUUCAGCAAGUGUUUGUGGUGGAUUAUGUUGUUCAGUCCCAAAUGUGCGGAGAUUGCCACAGAGUAGAAGCCAAGGAUUUCUGGAAGGCCGUGAUUCAAGUCAGGCAAAAGACUUCACACAAAAAAACAUUCUACUAUCUGGAACAGUUGAUUCUGAAAUAUGGAAUGCAUCAGAAUACACUUCGUAUCAAAGAGAUUCAUGAUGGUCUGGAUUUCUAUUAUUCCUCAAAACAACAUGCUCAGAAGAUGGUAGAAUUUCUUCAGUGUACAGUUCCCUGUAGAUACAAAGCAUCACAAAGACUGAUCUCUCAGGAUAUUCAUAGUAACACAUAUAAUUACAAAAGCACUUUUUCUGUGGAAAUUGUUCCAAUAUGCAAGGAUAAUGUUGUCUGUCUGUCUCCAAAACUGGCACAAAGUCUGGGAAAUAUGAACCAGAUCUGUGUAUGUAUUCGAGUAACUAGUGCCAUCCAUCUUAUAGAUCCAAACACCCUACAAGUUGCAGAUAUUGAUGGGAGCACUUUCUGGAGUCAUCCUUUCAAUAGUUUAUGCCAUCCCAAACAGCUGGAGGAGUUUAUUGUGAUGGAAUGCAGCAUUGUUCGAGAUGUAAAACGCAAUGCAGGUGCUGGAAUGAUAUCAAAAAAGCAUACCCUUGGUGAAGUCUGGGUACAGAAAACAUCUGAAAUGGAUACAGAUAAGCAGUAUUUUUGUCGUACUCAUUUGGGACACCUUCUAAAUCCUGGAGACCUGGUUUUGGGGUUUGAUUUGGCCAACUGUAAUUUAAAUGAUGARCAUGUCAACAAAAUGAACUCAGAGAGAGUUCCAGAUGUGGUAUUAAUCAAGAAAAGCUAUGACCGUACCAAACGUCAGCGUCGUAGAAACUGGAAACUGAAAGAACUUGCAAGAGAUAGAGAAAACAUGGAUACAGAUGAUGAAAGGCAAUACCAAGAUUUCCUUGAAGAUCUUGAAGAAGAUGAGGCAAUUAGAAAAAAUGUCAACAUCUAUAGAGAUUCAACUAUACCUGUGGAGAGUGACACAGAUGAUGAAGGAGCACCUCGAAUUAGUUUGGCUGAGAUGCUUGAAGAUCUUCAUAUUUCCCAAGAUGCCACUGGUGAAGAAGGUGCAUCAGUGAUGACAUAAUGAGAUUAUAUUAUAGACUGUACAUCUCUGGGCUCAGGAAGUUGGAACAAAAUGACCUUUUCUAUGUAUUGCUUCUGUGCUUCCAUAUGGAGAAAUUUAGUUUUAAAUCUGAAUAAAUAUAACUAUUUUGAUUGUUUACUCUAAGCACUAAAAAGGAUUGAUAAUUUUGAAGUUCUAGAUAAUAAAAGAUUCAGAAGGAUAUAAUUGUUGCUGAUACUUGGGCCAAUUUAUGUGUGCAGUUUUAUCACUUUGCUCUUUUAAAAUAUAAGCUACUAUACUAU